AUGAGCGAAGGUCAGACAAAGCGAGACACUAAGAGUAAGGAUGGUGAUUCCAGAUGUCCUCAUGGAUUUGACUUUGUUAAGAGUUGGGAGUCGUGUUACAUGCUAUCGAACUUUAAUGCGACUUGGUACGAGGCCCGCGACUACUGUGCCGCCCUGGAAAGUGAACUCGUUGGCCUCAAAAAUGAAAAGGAGCACAACCUGCUGGCGUUUAUCAUCAAAAACUCUCCAGUGUACCAAAAGGUGGAUGGAUGGUGGAUGAGUGGAACAUUCCAUGACACUACUCGUCAGUGGAUGUGGAAAUCAGAAACGCUGAUGCAGCCAUUCACGUUUAUAAAAUGGGCCCCUAAUGAGCCUAACGAGGAGUCGCUACAGUGUGUGUUCAUGGCACGAAACUCCAACCAUCUUUGGCAGGACGCCAUGUGUACAGAAGCCAGGAACUUCAUAUGCGAGAUCCCUAGACGUAAAACCAUGUGA
Pecten maximus is the source of this 474-nucleotide messenger RNA. Its product is annotated as perlucin-like. Lineage: Eukaryota; Metazoa; Mollusca; Bivalvia; Pectinida; Pectinidae. Bases 1 to 474 code for a protein of 157 amino acids. The record is from RefSeq and is a predicted model, not a curated record. Gene Ontology annotation, molecular function: signaling receptor activity. The transcript has 2 exons.